Messenger RNA from Humulus lupulus (European hop), 1287 nucleotides. RefSeq lists its product as uncharacterized. Gene Ontology annotation, biological process: regulation of mitotic cell cycle. The transcript has 6 exons. The record is from RefSeq and is a predicted model, not a curated record. Lineage: Eukaryota; Viridiplantae; Streptophyta; Magnoliopsida; Rosales; Cannabaceae. Bases 322 to 1029 code for a protein of 235 amino acids.
AAGCCCAACCCAAAACUCUGCUACUGAAAAUUUGGAAUAUCACCUUGUAAGAAAAUUUGAAAAAUCACGAGAGAAACAACGUCCGACCAUUUCAAGAUCGCUUCAGAGAAACCCAUUUUUUUCCGAGUAUAAGCCCGCUGAUCUACGAUCCAAGAUCGGCCUGUUACGUCAUCUUCGUUUUGGAAAAAGAAAUCGGCGAAGAAGAAGAAGAAGAAGCAAAUCUGCCUGAUCUUCAUCGUUUUGAAACGGAAGCAAGAGAGACUAAGCAACAGCAGAUAGCAAUUUUGGCAGGUAUUCUUGAAUCUUCAUACGAAAAGACAAAUGGCAUCUCAAUUGGGUCACCUAUUUCAAGACCAAAACUUUAAUGUCCAAUAUACUGGAGCUUCUGCUGGGGGAAAGAUGAAUGCAAUCAAACCACGGAAGAAUGGUGGAGGAGGAGGGCUUGGUGGGAGGAAGCCACUUGGGGAAAUAUCAAACUCAGUUAACUUUGCCCCACCUCUGGCACAUGCUUCUAAAAAUCACAACGCCAACAAUUUUGCUUCCAUUAAAGGAGUUGCCCAUGAAAAGGGUACUGCUAAAACAUCAGACAAAGUGCAGACUCGUAGUAGAAAAGCACUCUCUGACAUCUCAAACUCAGCGAAACCGCAUCUCCACCAGGUUCCUAAGAACAAGCAAAACGUGAAAGUACCCAUUCUUGAUGAUCAUUCCUUUCCCAGUUGCAUUGCAGAGGAGCAGUUCCUUCAUGACCAUCGGAAAUGCGGUAAAGCCAAUGCUGCUAUAGAAAUGAAUGAAUUUCUAAAUACAAUUGGACUAGAGAAUGUUUCUUUGAAACAGGUUGAUUCUCCCAAGGGUUUUUCCAAGUCAACGAAGAAUCAGUUGGGAUUGGAAGAGAUACCUGAGUAUCUUGUUGAAGAUGAGUAUCUUUGGAAACAGAACUCUCCACCAAAGACUCCAAAAUCACCAAAUUACAAUACACUGUGGAAGGAGCUUGGGAAGGACUUUGACUACGUCAAUUUUAAGUUGCUCUGAACUGUCUAAACUUGUCUUGAUGUAAAUGCUCAUGAUUUUCAUGAUACAUUCAUCCUUGCCUUCAGGCGUAUCAUUCUUGGUCUUGUCAGAUUUUUUUUAUUUUUUUAUUUUUUCAUGUCUUGAUGUAAAGAUUUUGAUGUGUGGUAAGUGGGAAAAAAAACAUCUUUGAAAUUUGGAUAGGCUGUCGAAGGUUCGUCCUUGUUCUCAAAGGUGAAUCGUAAGUUGGUAUUGAUUAUGAAAGAGCAGAAAGUUGAUAUU